UAAGGCAAAUAACUUAUCGUUUGACAGUUAUUCUCCAACAUUUGAACUGUACACAAUAUGAAGCCGCAAACUCUGUGUUUAUCCGUCCUCAUAGUGGCUAUUCUUCUUGUCGCUGACAUCCCAAGAGUCCACGGAAAGAGUUUAAAUCAAGGGUUGUUAGGUUUUGCAGAAAAUGAAAUAUUAGACUUUGUAAAAAUUAUAAUUAAAUCCAUUAACGAAACUCUGCAAGAACGCCUCACACCUAAGAUGAUUGAACAGAUGAUUCACGAAGGCAAACUACCGGAGAAAGAUGGUAGCAAAAGUAAAGAAAGUAAUUCGCAGGAAACCGGCACCACCGACGAAAAUAAGGAGACAGAUAACUCAGCAGAGAAGAAUGGAAGCGGAAGUGGAGGUAAGACCGAUGAAGAUAAGGAUACAGAUAACUCGGCAGAGAAGAAUGGAAGCGGAAGUGGAGGUAAGACCGAUGAAGAUAAGGAUACAGCUAACUCGGCAGAAAAGAAUGGAAGCGGAAGUGGAGGUAAGACCGAUGAAGAUAAGGAUGCGGAUAACUCAGCAGAGAAGAAUACAAGUGAAGGUGGAGGUAACACCGAUGAGGAUAAGGAUACAGAAAACUCGGCAGAGAAGAAUGGAAGCGAAAGUGGAGGUAACACCGAUGAGGAUAAGGAUACAGAAAACUCGGCAGAGAAGAAUGGAAGCGAAAGUGGAGGUAAGACCGAUGAAGAUAAGGAUACGGAUAACUCAGCAGAGAAGAAUGGAAGCGAAAGUGGAGGUAACACCGAUGAGGAUAAGGAUACAGAAAACUCGGCAGAGAAGAAUGGAAGCGAAAGUGGAGGUAACACCGAUGAAGAUAAGGAUACGGAUAACUCAGCAGAGAAGAAUACAAGUGAAGGUGGUGAUAGUUCGCCGGACACAAAAGAAUCAUCAGAAAAUCGUUUGUCAACGGUAAUAAAUUUGGAGAAUUUUUUGAAAUCUCUUACAAAGAACUUAAAGGGAUGCAAGUUACAACAGACGAAAAGCGAAAACAAAUUGAAUACAAAGAUAGUAUGCCGUUGGUAACAUUUGGUACAGUUGGUACAUUUUUUAUUUCACACAAUAUUGUAAGUCUAUUGAAAGUGUAUGUAAGAGAAGCGUGAAUAAAAAUAAUUGAAGCGCCUAAAGUUA
This is a messenger RNA of Bactrocera dorsalis (oriental fruit fly), 1161 nucleotides long. Its product is annotated as clumping factor A-like. The transcript has 2 exons. Lineage: Eukaryota; Metazoa; Arthropoda; Insecta; Diptera; Tephritidae. The coding region runs from base 58 to 1056 and encodes 332 amino acids. The record is from RefSeq and is a predicted model, not a curated record.